Molecule: messenger RNA, 1273 nt
Organism: Fusarium odoratissimum NRRL 54006
Lineage: Eukaryota; Fungi; Ascomycota; Sordariomycetes; Hypocreales; Nectriaceae
Exons: 2
Coding region: 61-1272 (403 amino acids)
Source: RefSeq, a predicted model, not a curated record
GAGGAUCCGCUCUUACUUAUCUGCUUAUAACCUUUUCCGCCUUUGAAUCCCUGAAUUAGCAUGGCAUCAUUAGCAUAUCCUAAGGAGUGCCCUUGCUGCAAAUGUACCCUUCGUUCAUUAGACGACCUGAAAAAACACCUGCGAACUCGUCAGUCCCAGGUUCAAGCGCUGGAAGACGAGCUUUUUCGUGUUAUUGAACGAAAUGAGUUUAGUGCCUCUGAGGUUAUACAGGAUACACAGACGACAGACACCGCAGAUACACGAUCUGAUGAAACGGAGUCUCUAUCAGAGAUACCUCAGCUACCAGAGGGACUGUCGAUACCGGAGGAUGACCCCCAGGUCGACUCUAACUCUAGCCACACCAACGAUUAUUUCAUCGAUCAGUCCGAGGAGGGCUUUAUGCAAUUGCUCAAGAAUGGAUCUCCGCAGUAUAUCGAUGCGUACAGAGUAUCUAGCGAGCAACGCUAUUUCGAAUUGCGUGUUGCUUUCAAAGAGAGUACUGAACAACGUAGUGGACAACUUGUCCAUUACUGGAUUCCAGAGGCCACGGUUCAAAAGUUUGACAAUGCUGCUGUUUGCACAUACUGGCACGCCCGUUUGGGUGCCGACGGAGGGCCUGUAGGGCGCCCUUACGAUGAAGUUGAUCCCCAAGUUCUCAAGAUCGUUGGAUAUAAGGACAGGAGUCAAGGAGACUUUUGGGUUCAAAUUGUCGGAGAUCCUGUCUUACAUCCCGAUCUCAUACCUACAAUCGAAGACUGGUCAGAGGACCCAAAGGAACCAGAAUCUAAGGCCUUGUUCCGAUAUAGGCCUACCUAUAUGACCGUUGCUGAAGUACAAGACAAAUGGCCCCGCCAGUACCAGCAAUGGAUGAACGGUACAAAGUGUCAAGAGAAUCGAAAGGCUCUCCAAGUACUUUAUGGUCACCGAGAAAACCCAAACCACAAGCGAUUUGAGGUCUCAAGGCUCGGUUUCAAUUGGGCUCCGACAUGGUGUGACGAGAGAGUUGUCCAUAAUUCGCACCCUUUUGCUCUUAUUACCUACUUUAAGAGCGAUCCAAAAGUGCGAACAGGGGAGAAUAAUACCUCGCUGAUUCCACCCAGAAUUUUCAAAAUUGUGCGAUGGCGUCGGGGUGAAGACGGACAACUCUUUUUUAUCUACCAAAAAAUAGGAGAAUCUGAGCUUGAGGAUGACUUAGAGGAGAGAGAUCUGAAAGGUAUAGAGAAACUUGAUAAGAAGAUGCUUAGUAUAUAUAGAAAGAAAAAUAGGUUAUAGG